This is a messenger RNA of Sinocyclocheilus anshuiensis, 1312 nucleotides long. RefSeq names its product nanos homolog 1-like. The transcript has a single exon. NCBI's taxonomy places the organism in Eukaryota, Metazoa, Chordata, Actinopteri, Cypriniformes, Cyprinidae. Gene Ontology annotation, molecular function: RNA binding; zinc ion binding. The record is from RefSeq and is a predicted model, not a curated record. Bases 232 to 564 code for a protein of 110 amino acids.
AUCACGGAGUCCCUGAAAGCCACACUGGGCUUGGACGACAGCCCUCCGUGCCCGUGCGUAAUCGCGGCCGGCGGCGACGGCGACAGCGGAGGACACCUGGACUCCUGCUGCUGCCCCCCGCCCGCCCCCAUCUCCAUCCUGGACCUGAAGGAGCGCUUCUCCAUCCUGAGCCCCUUCCAGAACCAGAACCAGGGAACGGGAGGGCUGCUGUCCUCCUCCCAGGAGCGGGAGAUGGGCAUCGGAGGGAGCUUCGCAGGAUUUGAUCUGUUCGGCGUGGAGAGGAAGAUGAGGAAACCGGUGGCGCGCAAUAAGCAGGAGCCCAAGAUCUGCGUCUUCUGUCGGAAUAACGGCGCGCCGGAGGAGGUGUACGGCUCGCACGUCCUGAAAACCCCGGAUGGGAGGGUGGUGUGCCCGAUCCUGCGGGCGUACACAUGCCCCCUAUGCAGUGCCAACGGGGACAACGCGCAUACUAUAAAAUACUGCCCUCUCUCCAAAGACCAGCCUGCCCAGAGAGUGCUGAGGGGAGGCAGAGCUGUGGGUGGUAAGCGAGUGAAAAUCUUCUAAAAAGACUCCUAUAGACUUACAUGUAUUGCACUGAACAAUUUCUUUCAGAUGACUGUUCUGAUUGACUGGCUUUCCGAGACUUAACUACUAGGCAAACAAAUAAGAUGAUAUCAAUGUUUUGUUAAACGAAAAAAAAAAAUCUUAUAUUUUUAUAGAUACUUUAUUUCCAUAGUUUAUUGCAUACUUUAUUCAUGAAAAGCUUUUUUUUUUUCCUUUUCACGCAUAGGUUUUAGAUGUUUAUUUACGAUUCAUAGUCACGUUUUGUGUGUUCAACUCAAGUAUUUUCUUUACUGUAAGCUAAGCUUGCACCUCGUUUUUGUCUUUAAACCAAAGUUUAUUUAGCCAUUAAGCGAUUUUAAAGAAUGUUCCACAUGUCUGCAUUUAUUAACUAUAGUCCCAUUCCGCUCUCUCUUGAAAGUCCACUCCGCAAUUUCCUGACAUUUGCCAGCACGGACGCUGAGCAACACAAUAGAGGCUCUGUUGCGCGUUCAUGUUGUCAGCAUAACUUCAUAAUCGGCCAAAUUAUUUCCAACCCCACUAACAGAGCUGGGCAUUUUACAUUGCAGGGUCCAUGUUACAGAUGUUACAUUACUAAUAUUAAGUACAUUUCCAGCAGCUCCAUAAAGCAGUGUUGCUUAUUAGUGCGUAGCAUGAACGCUGUAAUGUAGUGUGACCGCAGGCUAUUCUUCUGUAUGAGGUGCCCUUUCAAUGUUUACACCCCUAGUAAGGGGAACACACACUGGAGGGG